AAAAACGCGUCGUUUGGUGGUAGAAGCAGAUGUAGCAUUUUUGGGUGAAAUAAACAUUAUUUAUUAAUCAAACGCUAGCAGUGCAGCAGAAAACAACAGCCUAGUUUAAAACAAGGAAGUGAAGAAGCCAAUUUUCAAUUUAAACAAUCCUUAAGAAAGUGAGCAUAUUGCAGUAAUAAUAAAACCAUGGCCAGACGCGACUAUGCCCAGGACAAAGAGGCCAUCAAGGCUUUCCUCGGUGAAUUUUGCAAACAAGACGACGACGGCAAGAAACAUUUUGUGUAUGCCCAACAAUUGGUGAAAAUAGCUCAUCGUGAACAAGUUUUAUUGACCAUAGACUUGGAUCAUCUGGCGGAAUUUAAUGAAGGCCUGGCUGAGGCUGUUGUUAGCAAUAGCAGACGCUAUGCUGCCCUUUUCAGCGAUGUUAUUGCGGAAAUGCUACCAAACUUUAAAGAGCGGGAAGUACAUGCCAAGGAUGCGUUGGAUGUGUACAUCGAGCAUCGUCUGCUAAUGGAAUCACGCAGUCGCAAUCAAAUGGAACAACAUGACCAACGCAAUCAUUUCCCUCCCGAAUUGAUGAAGAGAUUUGAAGUUGGUUUCAAGCCCCAGUCAAAUGUCAAGGCCCAUUCGAUUCGCGAAAUAAAGGCAGAACAUAUUGGCAAAUUGGUAACAGUUCGGGGUAUUGUUACUCGAUGUACAGAAGUUAAGCCCAUGAUGGUUGUUGCCACUUAUACGUGUGAUCGCUGUGGCUCAGAAACAUAUCAGCCCGUCAACUCCUUGUCGUUUACACCUAUUAGCGACUGCCCCUCGGAUGAUUGUCGUGUUAACAAAGCAGGAGGUCGCCUUUACUUACAAACGCGUGGUUCGAAAUUUGUAAAAUUCCAGGAAAUAAAAAUUCAGGAGCACAGCGAUCAAGUCCCAGUGGGUCAUAUACCCCGAACAAUGACAAUAAUGUGCCGUGGAGAAGUUACACGUAUGGCACAACCCGGUGAUCAUGUUUUAAUUUCUGGUACCUUCUUACCACUGCUGCGUACUGGUUUCCAACAAGUUAUACAGGGUCUUUUGUCUGAAACAUUCCUUCAGGCAUAUCGCAUCGUAUGUAUUAACAAGAACGACGAAAUAUCUGACAAAGAUUCUGAAUUAACUCCAGAAGAAUUGAAUGAAUUGGCCCAGGAUGAUUUCUAUGAACGCCUGGCUACAAGUUUGGCGCCUGAAAUCUAUGGUCACUUGGAUGUUAAGAAGGCCCUAUUGCUACUCUUAGUAGGUGGCGUAGAUAAACGACCAGAUGGUAUGAAGAUCAGGGGUAACAUAAAUAUCUGUUUGAUGGGUGAUCCUGGUGUCGCCAAAUCUCAGCUGUUGGGUUAUAUAAGUCGUUUAGCCAUUCGUUCUCAAUAUACUACUGGCAGAGGUUCAUCUGGCGUUGGUUUGACCGCUGCUGUUAUGAAAGAUCCUCUAACCGGUGAAAUGACUUUGGAAGGCGGAGCACUGGUUUUGGCUGAUCAAGGUGUUUGUUGUAUUGAUGAAUUUGAUAAAAUGGCUGAAGCAGACCGUACAGCUAUUCACGAAGUGAUGGAACAACAAACAAUAUCAAUUGCUAAAGCUGGUAUUAUGACAACACUUAAUGCCAGAGUUUCAAUUUUGGCUGCAGCCAAUCCUGCAUUUGGUCGUUAUAAUCCCCGACGUACAGUUGAACAGAACAUUCAACUUCCAGCGGCUUUGCUGUCUCGUUUUGACCUGUUAUGGCUUAUACAAGAUAAACCAGAUCGUGAUAACGAUUUACGUUUGGCCAAACAUAUAACUUACGUGCACAGUCAUUCAAAACAACCUCCUACACGAGUUAAGGCCCUGGACAUGAAUCUAAUGCGUCGUUAUAUCAAUCUGUGUAAGCGUAAAAAUCCCACCAUCCCCGAUGAAUUGACUGAUUACAUUGUGGGAGCUUAUGUUGAGCUAAGGCGAGAAGCUCGUACUCAAAAAGACAUGACCUUCACUUCAGCACGUAAUCUUUUGGGUAUAUUACGUUUAUCGACAGCAUUGGCACGUUUGCGUUUGUCCGACAAAGUGGAGAAGGACGAUGUUGCAGAAGCCCUACGCUUGUUGGAGAUGUCGAAAGAUUCGCUUAAUCAAAUACAUGAACAUCAAAAGGGACAUGUGCCCAACACCUCGGAUAAGAUAUUCGCUGUUGUUCGUGAAUUGGCUGGUAGCAAUAAUACUGUUAAAAUCGCCGAUGUUAUGGAUCGUUGCACAACCAAAGGUUUUAAGCCCGAUCAGGUGGAUAAAUGUAUUGAAGACUAUGAAGAACUUAACGUUUGGCAGGUCAAUAUGGCUCGUACUAAGAUCACUUUUAUGUAAAUGCCAAAUUGGUUUUUAAUCUACUUGGAGUGUGGUUCUACUCACUCUAAUAUUUAAAUUGUUCCCUUACGUUUAUCUAGAAUUAAGUGAUUGUUUUUCAAGCGUACAUUUCUUUUAAUAAAACCAUACGAUUUUGAUAACCAUAA
Musca domestica (house fly) is the source of this 2495-nucleotide messenger RNA. It is a transcript of the gene Mcm7, whose product is annotated as DNA replication licensing factor Mcm7. Gene Ontology annotation, biological process: DNA replication initiation; DNA replication; DNA strand elongation involved in DNA replication. Gene Ontology annotation, molecular function: ATP binding; single-stranded DNA binding; ATP hydrolysis activity. Gene Ontology annotation, cellular component: nucleus; MCM complex. The transcript is spliced from 5 exons. Bases 187 to 2349 code for a protein of 720 amino acids. Lineage: Eukaryota; Metazoa; Arthropoda; Insecta; Diptera; Muscidae. The record is from RefSeq and is a predicted model, not a curated record.